This is a messenger RNA of Eucalyptus grandis, 2072 nucleotides long. RefSeq names its product probable choline kinase 2. The record is from RefSeq and is a predicted model, not a curated record. Bases 731 to 1795 code for a protein of 354 amino acids. Gene Ontology annotation, molecular function: ethanolamine kinase activity; choline kinase activity. The transcript is spliced from 7 exons. Gene Ontology annotation, cellular component: cytoplasm. Lineage: Eukaryota; Viridiplantae; Streptophyta; Magnoliopsida; Myrtales; Myrtaceae. Gene Ontology annotation, biological process: phosphatidylethanolamine biosynthetic process; phosphatidylcholine biosynthetic process.
ACUAUUCGGGUUGUAAUUCGUCGCAGCUUUUCGCUAUUCGCUGACCCGAUCCGACGAAAUCUUUGACAUCGUGACGGAACGCGUCUUGGCUUUUGACGUGUAGGCCUGCGCGUGCCGUUUUUGUGCAUGCCUCCACGUGUAGGAUCCUCGUUCUGCCCCCCUGUGCGGGUCGGGUCGGGUAGCGUGGCUUUACUCAGCGUUCCCCUGUUUCUCUCCAUCGUUCUCGUCCGUCGCUUGUCGCGCCGCCAUUUCCGCCGCCGCCGUCCUCGUCUCGUGCCGAUCUUCGUUAAGUCUUCCCCCAAAUCGCGGUCGCUUCCGUUUCUGGAAGACGCCUCUCCUGCCUUCUUCGCUAAUUCCGACCGUCGUUCCGGUGAGCAUCUUCGCUGUUGCUCCUCCCUGCUUUUUUCUCUGCUCCGAUUGCACGAAAACCCUAAUCGCCGUCACUGACCUCUUCCAUCUCCGUCGUCUCCGAUCGAGGUCGACUCUGACAACUCUCAGGUGGUUCCCCGCCCCGCCUCUGUCUCGCGAAUUAUGGUGUCGGAAGUUUGUUCUAGGAUCACUCUUCCAUGAUAUCGUUUCGUGAUAUUGUCGGAUUUCGUACCGAUCAUCUUGCAUUUGACAGCCUUCGUCUCAUAGGGUUGGCGAUAUGCUUGAUUUGUAGUGUCCUCGGCGAUCAAUUCGCGGAUUGCAAUUAGCUCAAUUGGUCAUCUUGUGGGGAAACAAUUGUCCCAUGGUUGCUUCCGAAUAUACCAUGGACAGCAAAGAUCACAUCCCUGAGGAAGCAAAGAAGAUGUUGCAGUCGUUGGCUUCCGAGUGGGAUGAUGUGCUCGAUUCAAAUGCAUUACAGGUGAUCCGACUUAAGGGUGCCAUGACCAAUCAAGUCUUCCAAAUAAAGUGGCCCGCCAGAAAGGAUGGAGUGCCACGAAAGGUCCUAGUUAGGAUUUAUGGUGAGGGUGUGGACGUGUUCUUCGACAGGGAAAACGAGAUCCGGAGUUUCGAGUUUAUGUCUAAGCAUGGGCAGGGGCCUCGUCUGUUGGGUAGGUUCUCUAAUGGGCGAAUUGAAGAGUUCAUCCAUGCACGGACACUUUCAGCUCCUGAUCUGCGUGACUCUGAAAUUUCUGCUCAUAUAGCGGCUAAAAUGAGGGAAUUCCAUACUCUGGAUAUGCCCGGUCCAAAGAAUGCUGUUCUCUGGGAUAGACUAAGAAAGUGGCUGCAGGCGGCCAAGGAUAUGGCUACUUCGGAAGAAGCAAAGGCUGUAAACUUGGAUGCCAUUGAGGAUGAAAUUGUUUUGCUGCAAAGGGAGCUGGCAGGGAAGGAACAUAUAGGAUUCUGCCACAACGAUUUACAGUAUGGUAACAUAAUGAUGGAGGAAGACACUAAAGCAAUAACCAUUAUUGACUAUGAAUAUUCCAGUUAUAAUCCCAUUGCCUUCGAUAUUGCAAAUCAUUUCUGUGAGAUGACUGCUGACUAUCAUACCGAGACUCCUCAUAUUUUGGACUUCAGAAAAUAUCCCGGUGAGCAAGGAGCGCGAAGAUUUAUACGAAUAUAUUUGAGUCAUUCAGGUCAUGUGCCAAGUGAGGCUGAGGUAGAGCAGCUGGUCCAAGAUGUUGAGAAGUAUACACUGGCCAGUCAUCUAUUUUGGGGCCUGUGGGGAAUAAUAUCGGAGCAUGUGAAUGAAAUUGACUUUGACUAUAUCGGAUAUGCAAGGCAGAGGUUUGAACGGUAUUGGUCGACCAGACCCAUUUUGUUGAGCUCACAUGGAACUUCUCCCUCUGAUGGUGCGACAGACAGCUAAACGUAGCCUCAAAUUCUGAAAAAUUUGUUAAUUUUAUUUGCAGUGCUGUACAUACGAAACCGUGUAGAAGUACACUACCCCAGGUUUUUUGGCACAUAAUGCAUGGUUAGAUGAGAUUUAUUAGGAAACAAGAAAAUGAAAAAGACAUGGUGAGGUGAGGAUUUUGCUUGUAAUGAAAAUGCCAAUCUCUUGGGUAGCAUUACCUUUGAACUAAUAAUGUAGGCAUUAUCUAUCGAUUGUGUAUUUUUGUAGUAGUUUUGCAGUUUUGGUGUUAGUA